AUGACGCCCAAGGAGUGGUUUGCUUUGCUCGUGUUCUACGCGGCGUACCUGUUCAUGGGCGCCAGCGUGUUCUAUCACGUCGAGAACGACCUGGAGACGGUGCGACGAGCUGACGAGUUGGCGGAACGGAUCGAAAUCAAUGAAAUGCUCGUAAAAUACCUGUCACCUGAAGACGCGGCGUUACAGCGUAAACUUAUCGGUCGCCUGGAUGACUACUGUGGCAGCCGGGUGACGAACUACACCGAGGACGAGUACGUGCCACCGUACGUCUGGGAUUUCUACCAUUCGUUCUACUUCGCGUUCAUCGUCUGCUCUACCGUGGGGUACGGUAACAUCUCGCCGCACAACACCUUCGGACGAAUAUUCAUGAUCUUCUACGCGCUGAUCGGUCUUCCCGUGAAUGGAUUCUUCUUCGCAUACGUCGGCGAGUUUUGGGCACGCGGGUUUGUAAGGUUGUACCGGCGGUACAAGGCCUAUAAAUUAUCCGCCAACGCCGGAUACGCCCCGCGUAGGAUCAGCUUCAUUGGCCAGAUCAUACUGUACCUCAUUCCCGGUGUGAUCGUGUUCAUUUUCGCGCCGGCUUGCGUCUUCACGUACUUCGAGAAGUGGCCGUACGACGUUUCGGUGUACUACGCGUUCGUUACCCUCACGACGAUCGGAUUCGGUGACUAUGCGUCAACCUUCCAGGCGUCACAGGAACACGAGUUUGGGUCGCUGUUCACGGUCUACAAGAUCUUCGUCAUAUUCUGGUUCUUCGCCGGAAUUGGCUACAUUUUCAUGAUACUAGGAUUCAUCGCCAAAGGUAUUUCGCACAAGAAGAUCCAGGAGCUGGAGAAGCUCGUCGCUUCGAACCUGAAGGAAACGCAGCAUCGCGUGUGGAAUGGUGUUACCAAAGAUAUUAGUUACCUGCGCAAGAUCCUGAACGAGGUGUAUAUGCUUAAAUUUAAGCCAGUCUAUGAUGAACCGGCGGAUCGGCUGCUGAGCCUCUCGAAGAGCAGAUCGAGCUCGUGCCCCGAGCUGUCGAUGUACAGACCGCCACAGUCGCCAACAACUCAUCGUAAACGGGCCAACUCCGAGAGUGCUCUGGCGCUGGUAGGACCGAAAUCGCUCGACUCCAGCUCGCUGUUAUUGCGCCGACUAUCCGAUACGGAUCUGCAUCGCAUCAACCGAGAGAAAACGUUCGGUGUGCAGGCUCUUGUGCAACCAGCUGAACUGCUGGCACGCGUCGUGACGGCCUUGGGAAAUAUCACCGCGAACCAGGAUCCUGAUAACCAGAGCUAUCUCGAGCGUGCGUCCUUGACGGCUGGUGUGAACUGCUUCUCGGAUUCGCAAAUUCUUGCCAGUGAACGUACCUGGUCCGGCUGGUCGAUGAGUGGUUCGGACAAGAGCUCUUAUUUGACGGCGCCUCCGAUGAGGCCUCGAGCUGCUUCCGACAUCGGCUUUCCACCGCACGUGGCAUCGCAGGAUGCUAACGAGUGGACGUGGAGUGGCGGAGAUGACAACCAGAUCCAGGAGAUCCUCCAGAUUCGCCAGAAGGUGAAGCAGAAGGACAACCUGUUGCGAGCGGCCCUCUCAAACAACGCCACCUUCGACUCCAGCCUGACAAUCAACGUGCCACCGACGGGCCAGGAGACCAAGGUGUCGGCUGUGAACCGAGGAAUGCUGCAGCGCUUGAAUCCCUUCCGUAAGCGCUCGAGUAAGGCACCUCUACCGGACGUCGAAUCGGGAGCUCCUGCGCUCGAGUCCUACCUGGGAGCCACGGCCAAGGGCCGCAAUUCGAUGUUCAACCUGCCGGCUUCGUCCUAUCUGACGGCGACCGCCCGUGGUCGGGGCAGCAUCCUGUCGAUGCCACCGCAGGACGAACAACUGCUCGAAACCACAACGCUAGGCGAUCUGCUGAGGGCGCUCGAGCUCAUGCACACGCAGACGGUGUCCUCUGGACGUUCGGAACAUCGUGCAAGCUUCUCACCAGCUGACGGAUCCGGUUCCGAUCGAAGACGUAACAGCAAUGUGCCUUCGUUGUUGACGUUGUUCACGCCACCGAUUGAGCCAGGAUCCCGACGAGGCUCCAUGAAGCCCCCGUUAGGGCGUACAGGCAGUGCGGACUCUGCACCCAUCAUCCGGCGGCCAUCAUUCCGCCCGACAAACCCACCGUCCUAUACGGCCACCGUUUCCGGCUCACCAGCUGGCAGUGCUGGUGGUAGUCCGACGCUUGGUAUCAUCGCUCCUUCACCGAAACCCAUCCGAAGGCGUUUUAGCGUGCGUCCCUCGAAUCUAGCCUAUCCGCCGGGCCACUGUCCGCGUCCUGGAGUGGCCGAACCCGCAGGUACACCCACACUCAACUCAUCUUCCCAGUCGCUACACAACCUUCCGACGACAACACUGCAACGGAGGCUGUCGGCACGGCCAAGCCCACUGGCCACGAGCCAGGCAUCGCACCAUGGCUUGACCGUUCCUUCGGUAGGACCAGGUUCAGGUGCCGCUCCUGGACAGCAAGGACAGUAUCGCUGGCGGCCGAGCCUGGCACGGUCGGAUUCGGACCAAUCGGCGACACCCGGCGUAACUCCGGCAGCAAAUGGGACGCGCAACCGACACAGCAGUAUGUCGAACUUGUUCGAUCAGAAGCGCUAGGAUCAGAAGCUGCAGAACCAGUGCGAGGCAGCUGCCAUGUGAAAUGUAUUAUUAUUGCGUAGAGAUAUGAGAGCUAUUUAUGAAAACCAUUCGAUGCCAUUCAAAACCAGUCAUUAUGAUAGAACGCAGAUGCGGCGAUUGUUGCGUAGCUUUUAGAUACUGUACGAACGAACCAGUGGGCCCGCACUGGGGAUGGAAUGUGAUUGUGCACCGUGCCAGUUUUGCGCACCGUUGCGAAACGAGAAUAGCUGAACAAAUAUA
Anopheles nili is the source of this 2892-nucleotide messenger RNA. RefSeq names its product open rectifier potassium channel protein 1 (gene Ork1). Gene Ontology annotation, molecular function: potassium ion leak channel activity. The transcript is spliced from 7 exons. Gene Ontology annotation, biological process: potassium ion transmembrane transport; stabilization of membrane potential. The coding region runs from base 1 to 2631 and encodes 876 amino acids. The record is from RefSeq and is a predicted model, not a curated record. Gene Ontology annotation, cellular component: membrane. Lineage: Eukaryota; Metazoa; Arthropoda; Insecta; Diptera; Culicidae.